Messenger RNA from Puma concolor (puma), 1047 nucleotides. NCBI's taxonomy places the organism in Eukaryota, Metazoa, Chordata, Mammalia, Carnivora, Felidae. The record is from RefSeq and is a predicted model, not a curated record.
AUGGGAGAGACCACAACCUCCCCUGAAGGGGCGGUGGGGCCUGGAGGCCAGUUCAGCCUCACCCGCGGGGCCCUGGACAGCCUCUGCCCUUCUCUGCAGGACGAGUAUCCGGAAUGUUCUCUUAACAGCCAGUUUGCGCAUCCCGUGGAUGAGGAGCUCACUCCCCACCAGCUCAGCCUGAUCUGGAGCCUGGCCGUCAACCACCUGAGCUUCCUCAACUCCUUCAAGAUGAAGAUGUCCGUCAUCCUAGGGGUCACCCACAUGACCUUCGGGGUGGUCCUGGGAGUCUUCAACCACGUGCACUUCGGCCAGUGGCACCGGCUGCUCCUAGAGACCCUGCCGGAGCUGGUCUUCCUGCUGGGGCUGUUCGGCUACCUGGUCUUCCUCGUCGUCUACAAGUGGCUGCAAGAUUACGCCGCCAGGGCUGCCUCGGCCCCCAGCAUCCUCAUCCACUUCAUCAACAUGUUCCUCUUCUCCCGCAGCCCCACCAACCAGCCCCUCUUCCACGGGCAGGAAGCGGUGCAGUCAGCACUGGUGAUCCUGGCUCUGGUCAUGGUGCCCGUCCUGCUGCUCGGCACCCCGCUGUUCCUGCACUGGCGGCACCGCAGCCGCUCGCAGAGGGGGCCCGCUGGCCGACAGCCGGAUGAGGACAAGUCCGGGAUUCUGGACUCCUCCGAUGCAUCCGUGGCCGGCUGGGGCCCUGAUGAGGAGAAAGCGGGGUGCCCGGAGGACGGAGAGGAGGCCGAGUUUGUCCUGUCCGAGGUGUUGAUGCACCAGGCCAUCCACACCAUCGAGUUCUGCCUGGGCUGCAUCUCCAACACGGCCUCUUACCUGCGCCUCUGGGCCUUGAGCUUGGCCCACGCCCAGCUGUCGGAGGUCCUGUGGGCCAUGGUGAUGCGCUCGGGCCUGGGCCUGGGCCACAAGUUGGGCGUGGCAGCCGUGGCGCUGGUCCCCGUCUUUGCCGCCUUCGCCGUGUUGACCGUCGCUAUCCUGCUGGUGAUGGAGGGGCUCUCGGCCUUCCUGCACGCGCUGCGGCUGCACUGGUGA